AUGGUAGGCGCUGGCCCAGCUCCAGUGCAAGGCCCGAGGCUGGACCGAGCUCCAGGUCGCCUAGCAACAGCACGGCUGCAGCCUGCUGCCCGGGGCAGGGGCGUCCCCAGCAGGUGGCGCUGUGGGGCCGGGGUGCCAGGGGUGCCGCGGGAGGCAGGGCUCUGUCCCCUGCCCAGAGAGGCCCCGGGGGCCUUCCCGCCCCUUCCCCAGCCUCGGAGCGCGGCGAGGCCCCCGCCGGGCGUCUCCUCCGGCCUUGCCUUCCCUCCCUCCCCAUUCCCAUUCCCCACGCGCAGCGCCUCCUCCGGGAAGCCGCCCCUGACCGCCGCUCCUCCCCCAGCCGCAGGCCAGCGCGGGGUCCGGCACUCUGCGCGGGGAGUGCACCGUUUGCAUUCUCCGUCUGGCCGCCAGGUGUCGGCCACGAAGCAUGGCCGCCAGCCCGGCGUACACAUUUACACGCGGCGCUGCAAGCCCAGGCAGACGCUGGGGCGCCCCGAUGCACGCACCGCGGGCACGCGCUUAUCUGCGCUCGCCAGCCAGCUGAAUUUCAGGGAACCUGACGCGCGGGUCCGCACUGAAUGGACGGAGGGGCCCAGGCGCGGGGGCUCCCUGGACCCCUCCCCCGUCAGCGGGCAGGGCGCCUCGGGCCGCGGCUGCCCACCACUGCCAGGAGCUGAGAGUGACCUAGGGACCCCCCAGCUACGGCGGGGGGCUGACAAGCCUGCGCCAGGCGACGCCCUGGAGCCCCUCCCCAGGGAACACCCCAGGCAGAACGGCCUUGGUGACUGCUCCCAGGGAGAGAACUCCUACAUGUCCCGCAGCGCCCUGCCUCCGAAGCCCCUCCCCCAGGAAGCUCCCCCGCUCCCCUGUCUGCUGAUCCGGGGCUCAGGGGACCUCUCCCUUCCCGCAGCCCCGGGGCGGCCGCCACUACACGGACGCACGCGCCCGGCCUCGGUCUCCCCCAUCAGUGGGCGGCUCCUUGGGGGUUCCCUGGGGUUCCACGGAUGGGGAAACCUAGGGCCCUUGAGGGACGGGCCCUGCCCACGGCGAGACUCCGCUGCUCGGUGGACCAAGGCAGACUCCGCAGCCACUAGACGUUGCCCCUCCCCCGCGGGGGAGGGGGCCGGGGUGCUGCGUCUGCCGCCCCCGCCCCGCUGCUCCGAGCACCAGGCCACAGCCCCGCGCCGGUGUCUCCAGGUGAAGCAGGUGGCACCGGUGUCCCCGAGACCCCGGGAAGUCCCCGUGGCUUCGAGCUCAGGAUGGACGUUCCCGGACGGGUCCUGCCCCACCCGGAGUCGCCUCGGAUGGCCGCAAGCCUCGCCCCCGCCGCAUCCCGCCCGUGCCCUUAAGGGACCCCCCCCCCCCCCCCCCCGCUCCACGCCCUCUGGCUGCCAGCGCUCCCCGGAGGACGCCGUGUCCCCGGCCGCGGUGGGGCACAGGGAGCGCGCCCCUGACAGGUGUUUCGCUUUGCGCACGGCUGGGCGGCGCCUUAGCGGCUGGGGAGGGGCCCCGCUGUCCCUGCUCCCACCCUCCAGGGCGGCGCACGUGGGGGUCCGAAGCGGCAGAGGCGCGCGCGCCCCGUCGGCCCCGGGCCACCCCCGCCGGACCCCGGCGCAGGACAGGGGCCUGCGCGCACGGCGGACCUGCCGCCCCCGACCCCACCCUCACUCGCCCGCCCGCCCCAGACUGGGAGCCGAGCCACGGGGUCCCCGCAGUCCGCACCCCCAGCCCCGUGUGCGGGCCGGGCCGUCCGCUCGCGCCGCUCCCUGCGCGCCCCCUUGCUCACCUGCCGGGGCGCGGGGCUGCCCGUCAGUGGUGGCCGCGCUGGCCCCAGCCCCUGCCCCUGCCGCCGCGACCGCCAUCCGGGCCGCAUGGGCCCGCAGCGCCUGGGGAGACCCGGGCCAGAGGGGGCGGCCGCUGCGGGUGCGCGGUGCGGCCCGGCCCAGGCGGCCCCCGGGCUCGCUCAGCCGCGGGCUGCGGCCAUCCCGGCCCGGCGGGGGCGCGGGCGGAGGCGGCAGCGUGAGGCCGGGCUCAGGCGGAGUCGCUGCAGGCCGAGACAGGGCCGCACACCAGGGUGCCCGCUGCCCGCCCCUCCCCUCCUGUGGGCCCGGGACCUCACACUCCCCGCUGCCGGCGUCCAGGGACUCCGGGCGUCCUCUCAGGGCCUGCGCUGAGGGGAGUCCAGGGUGGAAGCGUCUGAGCCCACCGGGGCUCUGGGAGCAGAACCGGAAGCUGAACUCCGCCGCAACAGGAAGAGGAUCCCCGAGGGUCUGCCCUGUUGCCGUGGCGCGCCUGAUUCCACAGUCACAGAGGCCGCACGACGUCACAGAGGAUGUACCCAAUCAGCAUCGUCCCUAG
Lepus europaeus (European hare) is the source of this 2355-nucleotide messenger RNA. RefSeq names its product basic proline-rich protein-like. The record is from RefSeq and is a predicted model, not a curated record. The transcript has 5 exons. Lineage: Eukaryota; Metazoa; Chordata; Mammalia; Lagomorpha; Leporidae. Bases 1 to 2355 code for a protein of 784 amino acids.